UGUAACAGAGAGGCCAUAACAGGGAAGCUGGACUCGAAGCCUUUCAGCUCGACAACAAUACACCUUCCACUAUAGAGUUUCAAUAGUCACAAUUAUAUUGACAUUCCCUUAUAAUUUACAAAAGCUAAGAAGAGAAGACAACGGGAAAAUCCAUAUGCGAACGCGCCUAUGCAACAUCUGAAGGUUGCGGGCAGCGCAUCAAGAAAACAUGGCCAGUUCAUUUUUCUAUGUGUGCAUAACAUUCAAAUUUUCAAAUACGCAGAACAAAAACGAGAUUCUGCAGAAAGACAAGCACGAGGAAUGAAAUUGGGACUUACUAUGCGAGGAAGGCAAUUCCUCAGAACUCCUUCUUCCAACAACAGAAGAUACUAACCGAAGAAGCGAGAGGAAAGAAUGACUGACGCAGACGGAAGAGUCUCGAACACUCUAAACUGCGGGACGGGAAGAAGACGGCCAGGGUACCCGACUCUCUUGCUCUGGUCGAGGAUGGGGGCUGGGGGCGCGGAGAGAGGGUGGCUAAUUUUGGGUUUAUUUAAGACAGCAGAGAGCCUUGCACACUUACUGAUGUCUACUCACCUGCAGGAAAGUGUAGAAGCUACAGCUGAGGUCUCAAAGACAUUUAACGAGAAGAUCAGAAAGUACUGUGAUAUGACCCUACUUUCUUGUGCCUACGCUGGGAUAGGGAAUGUUCUGAAGGUUCAAAACCUCCUUGGGAAUUGUGCUCAGCAUUUGGAGAAGGGUGAAAACUACCAGGGACCUGCGGUGCUUGCAAUAGCAAUGGUGUCUAUGGCUGAGGAAUUGGGACUUGACAUGGCAAUUCGAACUUUGGAGCAUCUUUUGCAAUAUGGGGAACAGAACAUCCGGCGGUCAGUUCCUCUGCCUCUUGCCCUUCUAUGCAUAUCGAAUCCAAAGGUCAAUGUGAUGGAUACGCUAAGCAGACUUAGUCAUGACACGGAUUCAGAAGUUGCAUCAGCUGCAAUUAUUUCCCUUGGGCCGAUAGGUGCCGGGACGAAUAAUGCACGAAUUGCUGGCAUGCUUCGCAAUCUUUCGAGUUAUUAUUACAAAGAUGCCAUCCUUCUUUUCUGUGUAAGACUUGCUCAAGGCCUUGUGCACUUAGGCAAGGGUUUGUUGACUCUUAAUCCGUAUCACUCUGAUCGGUUCUUGCUAUCACCUGUGGCGCUUGCAGGUUUAGUUACCUUUUUGCAUGCUUGUCUUGAAAUGAAGGCCAUGGUACUGGGGAGAUAUCACAUCGUCCUCUACUUCCUCGUCUUAGCAAUGCAGCCAAGAAUGUUGAUGACGGUGGAUGAGAAUUUGAAGCCUCUGUCCGUCCCUGUACGGGUCGGACAGGCUGUAGAUGUGGUUGGCCAAGCUGGUCGACCCAAAACCAUAACAGGUUUCCAGACGCAUUCAACGCCGGUUCUAUUGGCUGCUGGCGACAGAGCUGAGCUAGCGACGGAGAAGUAAGAUGUUCUUCUUUGCUUUUCUGCAUUGAUUUGUAGAGAAUCGGCUCAUGCUCUCUCAGGAGGACAACUAAUUUUCCCAGCGUUUUCUUGAUAUACUUUUGGUGGUGGUGUUUUUGUUCUUCGGGUACAUUCCACUGUCGCCAAUUUUGGAAGGAUUUGUGCUCCUGAAGGAGAACCCGGAUUACCAAGAGGAGAGUUAAAGCUAGAAAUUUUGAGGGUUCGUGCACACUGUUUGGUUUGAAUUUUCUCUUAUGCUACAUUACAUGAGUAAAGAGUAUCAAUGUCU
This is a messenger RNA of Linum trigynum, 1749 nucleotides long. The record is from the annotation of a GenBank genome assembly. Lineage: Eukaryota; Viridiplantae; Streptophyta; Magnoliopsida; Malpighiales; Linaceae.